This is a messenger RNA of Prorocentrum cordatum, 850 nucleotides long. Lineage: Eukaryota; Dinophyceae; Prorocentrales; Prorocentraceae. The record is from the annotation of a GenBank genome assembly.
AUGAGGGCUGCCCGCGCAGUUCUGUUCGCCCUUCCCAUCGCCGCAGCUCUCGGCCCUCGGAGCCGCAGCUCCCCGCAGCUGCUCGGCGCCCAGUCCUCCCAGUCCUCGGUCCGCGCGACCACGGGGCUGUCGGCGUGGGGCCGCGACGCGGCGUCUUCGCACAGCCAGGUCGACAGCGACGCGGGCGACAACACGGUGGUCGGAGCCUCCGCGGACGACGAGGACGUGACCCGGGCCGCCGAGGACGACCCCGUGAUCGGGGGGUCCGUGGACGACUCCGAGCCGCCGGGCGGCGAGGACCAGGGCCAGGAGCAGACGGAGGCGCGGCCCUGGAAGAGCUUGCGGGAGCCAGAGGAAGAUAAUGUCAGCCGAUGGCGCUACCAACCUGCGAACGGCAUCCACACGUACACCCGCAAGGAGCCCACCAUAAAUUCCGAGCGCACAAAGAUCAAGGUCAUGCCCGGCGAGGUGGUCUCCGUCGUCGAGGAGCGACGAGGCGAGCAGGGCGUCACCUUCCUGAGGAUUGCAAACGGCACGGGCUGGAUGUUCGACUCCAAGCCUGGUGUCGGCACCAUGUGCGUGAAGGUUGAGGACUCGCCGGCGCCGCUCCCCCAGCCGGCGCCGGAAGCCGCCGCGCGAGAGCCCGCCGGGGGCAGCGGCGGGGGGCGCGCAGGGCCGCCGGAGGAGCAGCCGAAGCGCCCGCCGCAGCGGGCCGCGGCGGCCGAGGCGCCUUCGCAGCGCGGGGCCGCCGCCUCGACGGAGAGACGCGAGGGAGGGCGAGGAGGAGGCCGCGCCCUCGCGGCUGGGGGCCUUCGCGUCGAUGCUGGGGCUCGCCGGAAGGCCGGCGAAG